Messenger RNA from Ceraceosorus guamensis, 507 nucleotides. RefSeq lists its product as hypothetical. Gene Ontology annotation, biological process: protein targeting to membrane; peptidyl-L-cysteine S-palmitoylation. Bases 1 to 507 code for a protein of 168 amino acids. Lineage: Eukaryota; Fungi; Basidiomycota; Exobasidiomycetes; Ceraceosorales; Ceraceosoraceae. Gene Ontology annotation, cellular component: extrinsic component of endoplasmic reticulum membrane; endoplasmic reticulum palmitoyltransferase complex. The record is from RefSeq and is a predicted model, not a curated record. The transcript is spliced from 3 exons.
AUGGGACCUAGAAGUAGCUAUUACACUGGUCCGCCUGGCCCAGGAAGCGCUUUUGGAACUGCACCUGCUGGAGUGAUUGGGAGAGACAGACCAAGAGAAGUUAUCAGGGUGGAGCGGGACUACACAUUGGGAGAGCUGUGCCAAUUUCAUCCAACUUUUCCCUUGGAGCUGGAAGGUCGCAUAGCACCUGUGCAGUUUGGCGAGACCAUAAACGAUCUCAACGAAAUCCUGAUCAGAGCUCACAAUUCCGGAUGGGCAGCCUUCGACAAUGUGUUGGCUGUGCUGACACUCUGGAUCAGUCCUUUGGUGGUAGGAAGCAAGUACAACAGGGAAAUGAAGGAGCUGCGUUCACUUCUGGACCGAGUCAACAAGCAGCUCUUCAACCCGGCAGGCUUGAAUGUUAGAGAUCCAGCCGAGGCCGCUUUUUUGUUCCUCGAGGUACGUGCCGUCCCACGUCGAGGGUACAGCCAGUGUCCUGCCAUCGCUCACCUCUAUGCUUUCGCAUGA